GUGGCUAGCAUUGUCUCCCUUGACUUGGUGAUGGUUGAUCGUGUGGAACUUGGAGGAACAUUGGAGGCUGAGGUCAUAGCAAGGGAUGCAAGUGGGUACCCCCUGCCAGCACAUACUCUCAUGGAUUUGACCCUAAAUCCUCAGGCUAAUAUUAUUACAACCAAAUAUUUAGGCACCAACAAUAAUGACAAUGCCAUUUAUGAAGUAGUUGGUCGGCAUGUAGGUGAUACAACUCUUAGGGCGAGUGCAGGGAAUGGUCCUAUGGGAGAUAGUGUUAUUCAUAGUCAGUCCAAGCCUGUGCAAGUGUUCCCUCCCCUCACAUUACAGCCCAAGAAUAUCACACUCAUUAUUGGUGCUAAUUAUCAAGUUGAAACAAAAGGUGGACCAUAUCCUGACGCCACAGUUGUGUACUCCAUGUUGAAUGAGACUAUUGCCAACACAUCGCAUACAGGGGUUAUCACAGCUCUGUCCCUCGGCACUACAAUUCUUACUGCUCAAGCUAUUAGCAUCAACAAGGAAAAUGGAGCGACUGUUGUUUAUUCACAGGACACAGUGAUAGUUAAUGUUGUGCCUCUGACGAGCAUACAUAUUCAUGCUCCGCUGACGCAUCUAGAGACGGGGACGACUAUGCCUCUCUAUGCCAUUGGAAAUGAGGAGGACCAGAACCCUUUAGCAUAUGCAACAGCCCUGCCACCUUUGUUGUUUGAGUGGACAGUCAGUAACAAGCAAGUAGCCACCUUUAAUGGAAUAUUUAAGAAGAAUGGAAUAAUAGAAUCCAAGGAGAAUAAUGGUAUUGUUCAGCUAAGUGCGGAGCAAACUGGGCGUGUGACAGUUACACUGAAAGUUAAACCAGUUAUUCCAUCUAGCUUCCCUAACUUCCAGCUGACAGAUAAUGCUCUCCUUACUGAUAAAUUAGAGGUUAAGGUAUUUGAGUCACUCAAACUCCAGCAUCCUGAUGAUGGAUCAUCUAAUUUGUUACUUUCACCUGAAGCAGAGACCAAAAUCAAGACCAAUAGGUAAGUAUUUAUCAAGUG
Molecule: messenger RNA, 1034 nt
Organism: Penaeus vannamei (Pacific white shrimp)
Lineage: Eukaryota; Metazoa; Arthropoda; Malacostraca; Decapoda; Penaeidae
Source: RefSeq, a predicted model, not a curated record